Schistosoma spindalis is the source of this 1344-nucleotide messenger RNA. Lineage: Eukaryota; Metazoa; Platyhelminthes; Trematoda; Strigeidida; Schistosomatidae. The record is from the annotation of a GenBank genome assembly.
ACAUGGUUGGGAAAAGGAGUUGCUAAAUCGAUCAACAGUACUGUUCUUUCUCACUCGGUAGAUAGCAAACAUCAUAUCAAAGUAGAGGAAGCUUUUUAUGUUUUAUAUCAAGUUUCGAAAAAGUCUACUUCAAGGAGCUAGAUUACAGCUACUCUACAUAGCCGAAGCCAUCUGGAUCAACUCCAGAAAACCGAACUUAUGUAUCCAGAAAGGUAUAUCCAGCCUUUAUGUUCACUUUGACCUACUACUGGAUCACCGGAUACCUAAACUGAAUAUUAUAAACCUCUUGCCCGCUUCUCAUUUUUUUAUCACAUCUAUUUUGAUCUUCAUAUCCGUCUUUCCCAAUUCACAUGAACCCUUUUUUAUCGUAAUCACCUUAAUAACGCCCCUCUUAUUACUUAUUAUAUUCACACAGUGAUAUUAUUAUUAUUACGAUUGCUAUUAUCAUUAUUACCUCAAUUAACAAGAUGAAAUUCCUAUACUGUGCAUUUCAUUCACACGGUUCUUUUCAUUUUCACUUUGCUAUAUUACUGUUAUACUGAUUGGGACGUCAUACUGCUCUAAAUCAUUCUGACCUUUAAAUAUAUAUAUAAUUUCCGAAACAAUUUAUGGUAUAAGUUUAGAGGGCUUUGUUGAUGUAAAAGCUUUAUGUAUUCUUAUUGAAAACCUCCAGGUCGUUUGGAUCUUUAUGUUUUUAUUAAAUGUCAUUCGGUAUUUCAUUUAGACACUUAUAUCGAUGGACCCAUAGGGCAUAACGUUUGGUUGUCCCUCUAAUGCGUCAGUAUCCAGCCUCUGGGUUUUAUUGAACUUAUUUAAAGGAUCUUUUGUCAGAAUAUUGACUAAUCUCUGUGUUUUAGUGUGGUGACGUGUAGUCAUAAAAUUUUGGUUUAAUGACUCUGUUUAAACCGUUGUUCAUCGAUUACUAGUGUAUCUGUGUUUUUAUUGUAGACUGCUGAACAUUUACUAGGAAAUUAUCAGGCCAUUCAAAUGUUAAGCAGUCGCCUUCAGCUAAUUAGAUCUUAUGUCGCAGCUGUUGCAGCAGGAGAAUUACCACCGAAUAGAGCACGACUGAGAGAGAUCAAUGCUUUGGUUAAACGAAUCCCUUUCAUGCCUUCUUCAGCAGCCGAACAAAAUGACAAUUUGUACCGUCAAGCCAAUGAUGUGUGUCUGACAGCAUUGCUUGCCAGCAUAACUCAAGGCUUACAUACACUCUACGGUUGUAUGGUCAAAACAUCUCACGUUAUAGAUCGCCGAUCUAUUCCUUUGAGUGUGGGAAGUGGAAUUAUGGACUCAGGUUCCAGUCGUUUUGCCAAAGUUUCCCACUCAAUUGGUAAUUCUAGUUGA